Hippopotamus amphibius kiboko is the source of this 916-nucleotide messenger RNA. RefSeq names its product hes family bHLH transcription factor 7 (gene HES7). Lineage: Eukaryota; Metazoa; Chordata; Mammalia; Artiodactyla; Hippopotamidae. Gene Ontology annotation, biological process: regulation of transcription by RNA polymerase II; regulation of neurogenesis; anterior/posterior pattern specification. Gene Ontology annotation, molecular function: RNA polymerase II cis-regulatory region sequence-specific DNA binding; DNA-binding transcription factor activity, RNA polymerase II-specific; protein dimerization activity. Gene Ontology annotation, cellular component: nucleus. The coding region runs from base 278 to 916 and encodes 212 amino acids. The record is from RefSeq and is a predicted model, not a curated record. The transcript is spliced from 5 exons.
UCUAUCUCAGCUUGUAAAGAGUUGAGGCAACCAAGGCCAGGAGAGCUUUAGACCCAAGGGCUCGGCAGAGAAACGGUCCCAACAAUUGACGUGGGUGGAGCGCCCGGCCAUCCUUCCUCCUGCCUGGAUCCGGCCAUAAAGUCGCCCCAUAUGGCCAGGGGCGGCCCCACACCCGGGUGCGAACUGCCGGGGGCCCCGGAGCCUCGCGUGCAGGCAUUUUGUCCUGAAGUUGCCAAGUCUCACGCAUCAUUGGACAGUGUCACGCUCUUGGUUUGAGAUGCUGAAGCCGCUUGUGGAGAAGCGGCGCCGGGACCGCAUCAACCGCAGCCUGGAAGAGCUGAGGCUGCUGCUGCUGGAGCGGACCCGAGACCAGAACCUCCGGAACCCGAAGCUGGAGAAAGCAGAGAUACUGGAGUUCGCCGUGGGCUACUUGAGGGAGCGAAGCCGGGUGGAGCCCCCGGGGGUUCCCCGGUCCCCAGCCCAGGACGCCGAGGCGCUCGCCAGCUGCUACUUGUCCGGCUUCCGCGAGUGCCUGCUUCGCCUGGCGGCCUUCGCGCACGACGCCAGCCCGGCCGCCCGCGCCCAGCUCUUCUCCGCGCUGCACGGUUACCUGCGCCCCAAGCCGCCCCGGCCGGAACCGGUAGACCCGAGGCCCCAGGCGCCGCGCCCACCGCUGGACCCCGCCGCCCCAGCGCCCGGCCCCGCGCUGCACCAGCGCCCCCCAGUGCACGAGGGCCCCCCUAGCCCGCGCUGCGCGUGGUCCCCGCCCCCCUGCUCCCCCCGAGCCGGGGAUCCCGGCGCACCGGCCCCCCUCACAGGACUGCUGCCGCCGCCGCCGCCGCCGCCUCACAGACAAGACGGGGCGCCCAAGGCCCCGCCGCCCCCGCCGCCCGCUUUCUGGAGACCUUGGCCCUGA